AUGCCCGCAGGCAUGCCCGCUAACAUGGGAGCGAUGGGCAUGGGCAGCAUGGGCAUGAUGCCCAAUGCCAUGCCGAUGAUGGGCAUGGGCAUGUCUCCGGCAAUGCCGCAGAUGAACAUGCCCAUGAUGGGGAACAUGGGAAUGCCGAUGAUGCCAAAUCCGAUGAUGAUGAUGAUGGCAAAUGCCAUGGCAGCUUCUCGGAGCACGAGCAAGUCGCCCACGAGAGAGGAAAAGCCGGAGAAGAAGGAGGAGAAGAAGCCCAUGCCGGUUGAGCCCGUGGAAUUCCUGGAUCCAGAUGUAAGAAAGUUGGGAGAUCACUUCAACAUCGAGGACAGGUGGCUCGUGCGGCUGGAUGAGCUGAUGAGAAGAAGGAAGGACACGAAGGAGCAGGACCUGGCGAAGCUCUACGAGGUCCUGGAGCAGGCGCGCAGCCCCACAGGACUGCUGGUGGCCAAGCUCGGCGAGAUGGAGUGUGGCCAGUUUGUCGGGAAGGUCAAGCCUGACCGAAACAUCGAGCGACUGGCCACACGAUACAGCCUGGACACCCGGGUGGUCUCUCGCUUGACGGAGUUGAGGGUGCGGCGGAAGAAGACGCAGAAGGAGGACUUUGACCGGCUUGAGCAGCACUUGAGCCUGUGCAAGAGGCCCUCUGCCACUGCGACGCUUCUGAUCGGCAAAGUCCUGGAAGGUGAGCUGAAGCAGAUUCCAGAUGUGACCACUGCAAAAGCCUUGGCACAGAGGUUCAAGCUGGACAAAGAUGCGAAGUCAAAGCUGCGGGAGAUCGCGGAGAAGAGGGCAGAGGACGUGGAGGAGGUCAUGGGGCAUUUGGAGAAGACCCUCCUGAUGUCCCACCAGCCCUCUGCGACCCUAUGCAAGUUGGCCAAAACCCUCAUGGAUGGUGGCAAGAAGAGGAGCACGGAUGACAAGUACACUGCCAACUCCGACAGCGAUGCAGGGAGUGAUGUUGAAGACCGGCAAGAGAGGCAGAGGAGUCGCAGCCCCGCUCGUAGUGAUUGCAGCACGGACAGCAGUAGCAUCCGCAGAAGGAAAGCGGCCCUGGAAAAGAGGAGCCGAAGCAGGGACAAGAAGGGCAAGGGCAAGCAGAAAGGGCAGCAGAAGAAGAAGGACAACAAGCAGGAGCCGGCGCCCAAGCGCCUGCCGCUACCCACGCCGGGCACGGUGCAAAAGGGAGGCGGCUCCGGUGGCUGGACCGUGACGGAGUGGUAG
Effrenium voratum is the source of this 1227-nucleotide messenger RNA. Lineage: Eukaryota; Dinophyceae; Suessiales; Symbiodiniaceae. The record is from the annotation of a GenBank genome assembly.